Molecule: messenger RNA, 771 nt
Organism: Nipponia nippon (crested ibis)
Lineage: Eukaryota; Metazoa; Chordata; Aves; Pelecaniformes; Threskiornithidae
Product: C-type lectin domain family 12 member B-like
Biological process (GO): signal transduction
Cellular component (GO): plasma membrane
Molecular function (GO): signaling receptor regulator activity; transmembrane signaling receptor activity
Source: RefSeq, a predicted model, not a curated record
AUGACAGAAGAAGUAACAUAUGCCAAUCUGAAAUUUGAAAACAGCCACGAGCUGGAUAAUAUCACAGAGCCUGAAGACACUAAGGAAAAAGGGCCUCCCACUUCAUCCCGCUCUUGCUGGCCAGCAGUCCUCAUUUUGUUCACACUGUGCCUGGCAUUGCUGAUGGCGCUGGUGACCAUGGCAGUUUUACUUUUCCAGAUUCCCAAGGACUACAGGACACAACUUAGAGACCUCAACAUGACAAAGAAUGAGCUGCAUGCAAAUUUCUCAAAUACGCUGCAAGCAAUAGGAAAUCAGUUGUGCUUGGAAGGCGAAAAAAACCUUAAAAAUAAUGGCCAGAACUGUGUACUCUGCCCUGCAAACUGGAAGUGGGAAGGUGGCGAUACGUGUUACUAUCACUCCAACGAAGAGAAGUCAUGGGUACAGAGUUAUACGUUUUGUUCCUCACAAAACUCUACUAUUCUUCUGAUAAAAGAGGCAGCGAAGAUGGAACUGGUAAAAAAAUUUCCUAGAAAAACAUACUGGCUUGGAUUAAGAUAUAGAACUCAACUGAGAAGCUGGUAUUGGACAGACAACACAGUUCUUAAUGAAGAACACAAGUCUUGGACAAAGUAUCUAAACCCCCUCCAAAGCUGCGGAUAUGUUUAUUAUGGUACCAUAUAUAGCAAACCAUGUACGGAAGAGUUUUACUAUAUCUGUGAAAAGCCUGCCAUCCGAUUACAGCGAGGUAAAAACCAUUGGCAGGAGGACUGGUUCGUCAGACCAAAAUGA